AUGUCAAGUGAGGAAGAGAGUUUUCUUGUCUUAGUGCAUUGCUUUGGAAAAAUCAAAAGAAGCAAAAAAUAUGGUGUGAAGUUCACUGACAGAGAACCAUUGAGUGAAUUCAUUAGUUCAUCAAGCACUUUGUCAGAUGUCAAGAACAACAUCUUGAGUUUUCCGGAGGUCAGAAUACAUGAGUUGUUCGCGAAGUUGGAGGUUGGCGUCGAUAGUUCUGGGGCAUCAGCUCCAGUUCAUAGCUCGACUGCCGCGGGCGGUGUGUCUAGUUCAAUGCCUGCGACCCGGCCAUCUGUUCCGCAGGUCGCAUCCCCUUCCUUCGCGGCUGAUUUAGAACAAACGGAGGCAGUUGGUUCUGUACCAUUGGAGAAUCCUGGGGUCUGGCAGCAGGCAUUUGAGGGGGAUACAGGUGGUGUCAUAGUUCAUGAAGUUCAAGGCUUCGGGGAGCCUGAUCAAGUAGAGAAUGCAAUGCGGGACAAUGACUCUGACCAGGAGCCUAUAGAUAUCAUUGGGGACAGUGAUGAUGACACAGGUGCUAAUCCACAUGCACAACACGCGCCUUCAAGUUCUGGCACACAGCAGUACCCUCCACAAUUCUCCACUCUAAACUUGGAGGCUCUGGGUCAACAGGCGAACGGAGGUGCUACAAUUGGGGGUUCUUCUACAGAAUUUCAGAUUGGACAAUUGUUCCAGAAUAAAGAUGAAGAUGUUUUGAGUGUAAAGGACUAUAGCAUCCGUCGAGGUGUUGAGUACCAGGUGUUGGAAUCGGAUCAUCUGAGUAUCAUGGAAAAUGGCACUUGGGAGGUUAGGAGGUACAACGGUCCCUACACUUUCUUGGCCACCUCUAUUUCCAGUGAUCAUCGUCAGCUUGAUUACCACGUUAUCUGUGCAAGGAUUUUUCCAUUAGUUAGGGCGGAUGCUGCAGUUACGAUAAAGGUGUUGCAACAAGCAACAGAAGCUUAUUAUGGGUUCAAGCCUAGUUACCAGAAGGUUUGGAUGGCAAAACAGAAGGCAGUUGCACAAAUAUAUGGAGACUGGGGAGAGUCGUAUGCCGAGUUGCCACGUUGGAUGCUAGGGGUACAGUUGACCAUGGCCAGGAUAGUUACUGUGUUGAAGACCUCUCCUGUUCGAGUUGGGGAUCAGCUUGAUGAAUCUACAGUGUACUUUCAUCGUCUUUUCUGGACAUUUCCACCCUGCGUCGAGGCCUUCCGGCAUUGCAAGCUGCUUGUGAGUAUUGAUGAUACCCACUUGUAUGGCAAGUAUGGAGGCACCUUACUGUUGGCGAUUGCGCAGGAUGGGAACUCGAACAUCCUCCCGAUAGCAUUCGCGCUUGUGGAGGGAGAAAAUGCGAAGUCAUGGUCAUUCUUCUUGUCCAACCUACGAACGCAUGUGACGCCACAGGAGGGCAUCCUUGUUAUCUCUUACAGACAUAAUGGCAUACAGGCUGCACUUGAGAAUCCCGAGAAUGGUUGGCUGCUUCCACGUGCUUAUCGAGCAUACUGUAUCCCUCAUGUGGCAGCAAUUUUUAGCCUUAGCUUCAAAGGUAAAGAUGCAAGGAGGAUGCUGGUGAAUGCGGCCUAUGCAAAAACUGAAGCAGAGUUCUAUUAUUGA
This is a messenger RNA of Arachis duranensis, 1611 nucleotides long. RefSeq lists its product as uncharacterized. NCBI's taxonomy places the organism in Eukaryota, Viridiplantae, Streptophyta, Magnoliopsida, Fabales, Fabaceae. The record is from RefSeq and is a predicted model, not a curated record. The transcript is spliced from 3 exons. Bases 1 to 1611 code for a protein of 536 amino acids.